This is a messenger RNA of Plasmopara halstedii, 168 nucleotides long. RefSeq lists its product as uncharacterized. NCBI's taxonomy places the organism in Eukaryota, Oomycota, Peronosporomycetes, Peronosporales, Peronosporaceae. Bases 1 to 168 code for a protein of 55 amino acids. The transcript is spliced from 2 exons. The record is from RefSeq and is a predicted model, not a curated record.
AUGCGAUCCAUCACAUCCUGGAAAGCGUCUAGACCGGCGUGCAAAAUAUUGACGCGUGCGGCACCUGAUCAGGGACCUUCAACAACGACAAUAGCCGUUAACGCAACGCUUCCAAUGGUGAAUACGAUAUUUAUUGCACACGGCGAUGCAAAUAUUUGCGACAUUUAG